This is a messenger RNA of Aedes aegypti (yellow fever mosquito), 4699 nucleotides long. It is a transcript of the gene TOLL5A, whose product is annotated as protein toll. Gene Ontology annotation, molecular function: protein binding; transmembrane signaling receptor activity. The coding region runs from base 533 to 3556 and encodes 1007 amino acids. NCBI's taxonomy places the organism in Eukaryota, Metazoa, Arthropoda, Insecta, Diptera, Culicidae. Gene Ontology annotation, biological process: immune response; toll-like receptor signaling pathway. The record is from RefSeq and is a predicted model, not a curated record. Gene Ontology annotation, cellular component: membrane. The transcript is spliced from 3 exons.
ACCACAUUCCAUCAAAGAAAUUACAACUCGCAGGGAAUUUCCAAAUUUUGGGAAUCUCAAAUAAACUCGUCCAUCUCUCUGUUUACUGUUGCCUUUAGCGUCUCGUAGGCAGUGGUCGUAAGACAACCGACGAUCGCGAAUGAUCAAUGUGGUAACACAAACAAGCGCGUCCCGCAGUCGGACAGUGAUCGCAACUCAUCUAGGCAAAAAGUAAGUUAGUCGUCGUCGCGACUUGGACGCAAAUAGCACGAUCGCGAUCUCGGAGAAACGGUAUUGGGUCAAAGUCAAUCAUUGCCAGCAAUAAGCUAUAAUCAGAAACAGACCCUGCAGUUUUAGCUCGCUAUCAACGCUGGACAGUUUUAAAUUGCGCACCGAGUUGCAGUGCUGUGACAGUGAUCGGAAGCGGGAAGUCAUAUUCCAGUGGGAAAUUACGCCGAUUACUGGAGGGAAUAGUUUGAUUCCAACGUGAUCCAACAUGGACUGAAAGACCGGAAACCAACAGCCUUAACAACAGAUUUGUACCAGCUCAACAAUGAACCGCACUCAUCGAAGCAUAGCUUUAUUAGUAAUCUCAGCAAUAAUCCUACUAGUCCAAACACAAGAUGUCACAUCCACCAGUACAAAGCGAUUCACCUGUCCCGAAGAAUCGGAGGCAUCGAACUGCAGCUGCGAAGAGUUCCCAUCAAAAACCCACUUCUACUGUCCGGACUUCAAUCCAACGCUGUACGUAGACGUGGAGGACCGGAUGAGAGUUGAUUUCAAGUGCUACGAUGAGCCACAUGAUUUCAAAAGCCUUCCGAACCUGGCGAUCGGCAGUGUUAAAUUGUUAACCGUAGUGGAUUGCGUUUUGGAUGAUGACCGGCCAAUUUUAGAGUCGUUCAAAUUCUUGGAGGUUGCGGAUGUGAGGAGCUUUGUGUACAAUAAUCAUGAGAAUGGCAUUCGCUACAACGCCAAAUACUUCGAAGGGAUGGAACAGCUGGAAAAUCUGACAUUGGCUCGAGGGGUGGUCAGCAUUGAUAGGGAUACGUUUUCGGGGUUCCUCAAUUUGAAAAGGCUAACCAUUGAGCACAACAAGCUGAACUUGCAACCAGGAACGUUCGAAGCCUUGAGCAAUUUGACCUAUCUGGGUCUAGUGUACAACGGCCUCAAUGAAAUUCAGCCGGGGUUGUUCGACGGUCUGGAGAGUCUGGAGGCACUUUCCUUAUCCUACAAUGACAUCAAGAGUUUAUCAGCUGGAUCGUUCAACGGCUUAAGUUCGCUGAGAAUGCUUAACUUGCGGGUCAACAAGAUUGAAUCGUUUGAUGCAAAUACAUUCGCUUCUCUGAAGGAACUUUCCAGACUUGAAAUAACGCUCAAUCCAUUUGUCAGUUUGCCAAGAGGAUUGUUCUCUGAAAAUAAGAAAUUAAAGACCUUGAUUUUGACAAACAAUAGGAAACUGGUCACGCUUCCAGAGGAGUUAUUAGCCAAUCUGAAGGAGUUGACCGUUGUCAAUCUGAGUCAUAACGGAGUUGGAAAUCUUCCGGAAUCGCUGCUCAGUGGGUCUUCAGGUAUCAUCGAGCUGAAUCUAGGCUACAAUAGGCUGAACAGUUUACCGGAAGAACUGUUGAGCGAUCAGCCUCAACUGCAAGUGCUGAACCUCGAUCACAACCAGUUAGAAUCCAUCCCGGACUACUUUUUAGAAAGGAACGUUGAGUUACAAACCCUCUAUCUCUCUCAUAACCGCUUGAGAAGCUUGUCAGAGAAAGCAUUUACGAAGCUCAAGAACUUGAAAGAGCUCCAUCUGGAAAACAAUCAACUACAAACCAUCCCCCAGUUUCUGUUCAGUGGCACGCCUAAGCUGGAAGAGAUCUAUAUGCAGAACAAUCAACUAGCCUUACACGCCAACAGCUUCAUAAAUGAAGAAUUAAGCAUAGCUGAUAAUGACAACACGCCGUUCCAGGUGCUACAAAAGCUACGAAUCCUUCACCUCAGGAAUAAUAGCAUUUCGACGAUAUUCCAAGAUUGGUACAUUAACAACCUUGAAAUGCAAAGCCUGGACCUCAGUUUCAACAAACUUCCCGGACUUUCCUACACUCAACUGCAGUUUCAGUCGAAUAUUACCUUGAAUCUCUCCAACAACGAAAUCUCACAGGUCCUACUUAUAGAUGACCUGGAUCUUCAACCCUAUCAAAGGAUCAAUGUCGACCUCAACCAUAAUCCUCUGAACUGUAACUGCAACGCGCUGAAAUUCAUUCAGUUGAUCCAAUCGAAGGCGGAGCACGGACUUCAGUUCAACGUCGAUCAACUACGCUGUUCUGAACCUCCGAACCUCCUCGAUGCUACCAUGGACCAACUACAAACCAAAGAUCUGUUGUGCGAUUUUGAAUCCGCAGACGACUGCCCGAAAGACUGCCAGUGUGCUAUGCGGCUCCUUGAUCACACGGUCAUCGUGAACUGCUCCGGACGUGGACUGACCGAAUUCCCAGAUUUGCCCAUACCAUCGCAGCUUCAUGAAGACUUCAACGCUCUCGAAGUCCACGUCGAAAACAAUCGGUUAACCAAACUCCCAAACCUAACCAAGCACAAUGAAAUUACCCAGUUAUAUGCUCGGAAUAAUUCCAUCCAGAAUCUCUUGCCCCACAAUAUUCCAUCCAAGUUGCGCAUCAUCGAUCUUAGCCAAAACCUUUUGAAAAUGAUCGACGAUUCAACGCUGGCACAAAUUAACCGCUCCAGCCAUCUUGAAACCAUCCGACUUUCUCAGAAUCAAUGGCUCUGCGAUUGUCCAGCAUCCAGUUUUCUGAUUUUUGUUCAACAGAAUUCCCGUCUGAUCUCUGACAUGUCCGCAAUAAGAUGCCACCCGUCCGGGAAAUCCCUGGACUCCAUCACCGUCAAUGAGCUGUGCUUUGAAGACUACACCACAAAAAUUGUGAUUUGCUUUGCGAUUGCCGUUUUCGGAUUGCUAGUAGGCUUAAUUUCACUAUUGUUCUUCCGCUACCAGACGGAAGUCAAGGUAUGGCUGUUCACGCAUAAUCUCUUCCUGUCGCUCAUAACCGAGGAAGAACUGGACAAGGACAAACUCUACGAUGCGUUCAUUUCCUACUCGCACUUGGACGAGGAAUUCAUCGUCGACGAACUGAUCCCGAAGCUGGAAAAUGAUCCGAUGAACUUCAAGACUUGUUGGCACGUGCGAGACUUCAUGCCCGGCGAGAUGAUCAUGACGCAGAUCGUCAAGUCGAUCGAGGCAUCCCGCCGGACGGUGAUCGUGCUGUCGAAGAACUUCCUGGAAUCGAGCUGGGCCAAGCAAGAGUUCCGCCAGGCGCACGUCCAAUCGAUGGAGGACAACCGAGUGCGGGUGAUCGUCGUCAUCUACGAGGACAUCGGAGACAUCGACAGCCUGGACGGUGAACUGAAGGCGUACCUCAAGACCAACACCUACGUCAAGUGGGGCGAUCCGUGGUUUUGGCAGAAGCUCCGCUACGCAAUGCCGCACCCCCUCAAGGUCAAAGGAAUCAAGUCCGCCGUGUCGGAGAUUCACUUGCAGCAAGUCACGACCAAGGCCACUCCGACGGCCGUAUAGCCCUUGCCCGGUUCUACACGGUAAAUCAGUUUUAUGCAGCAAACGAAUGCUUAAAACAGAUUUAAAGUGUUAGAACAUAUCUAGAAUACUCAAUGAAAUCCCGAAGGAUGAAAUCUUGGCUUAAUAAACCGACGGUCUCAAAGUGACGGAAGAACUGAUUUCAUAGAAUCUAUGACAGUUUGACAAUGAUCGACUUAAACUUCCAUUUGAUGAUUGACCUCAAGUUGUUCCUUGAAGGUGCUGUUGAACUCGCAGAGCAGGGAUAGGAAAUAUCGGUUUUGUGAUCUUACGGUUAGGAUGAAUCGACUAAGAGUCAUCGACAUGCUUUCUCAUCAUCAACCGGAGAAGAAUCUACUAAGCUAAUAGUAACUUUAAGGUUUUUGCUGGAAGCGCUCUACAUACUAGCCGCGGACAGAGCUGGAUACAGCCUUCUAAAUCCAGUAAAUGUUAGAAGUUUCAUUGACAACUCUGAUGUAAGAGUAUCUUUGGGAACAUUUUACCAAAAGAGAAAUUGUAUUGUUGGCUUGAAAAGUAAAUACAUUAGGUGCUAAUCGAACACACACAUAUCAGAGGAUCAUGCUCUGUCCCAGAUGAGAUGUAAUAUCCAGAAGAAGAACCAUAACUAUCCUAAACACACCUUGACGCACUUUUUAAAUGUCUGCACUUCUCAAGUACCCACUCCUACAAAUCGACAACGAAAUCUGCGAUAAACAAUAGGGAUUUCGCAAUCUAGUGCCUUACUACAAUUUGCCAUAACACGGUCAUGCCAUUAUGUACAAAAUUUUAAGCAAUCUCUGAACCUGUUUUGUAUAUAGCAUAGCUUCGUUACUUUUUAUGAUGUAUGCUUUCGAUAAGAUGCUGAGCUUAAUCUUCAUAGAAGAAGACACAUUGUAACUGUGACUCAUGGAAACACAAAUGUUAAAAAAUUGAGACAAUUUAAUUUUAUUUGAAGAACUGUUAACAGCAGGAAAUGAGCUAACAUUUCAUGUAGUUCGAACUCUCAGAUUGAUCGUAUUGGUUUAUUCAGUGAAUAGUGUUACAAUCAAAUAAAUUUAAGAAUGAAUUCUUUUAGAAGAUGAAAUAUAUUUCUGUUGAAUUCAAUAUUUACUUAUGAAGGAUGAAUAAAAAAUAAUCAUGCCUGAA